Messenger RNA from Echinostoma caproni, 459 nucleotides. The record is from the annotation of a GenBank genome assembly. NCBI's taxonomy places the organism in Eukaryota, Metazoa, Platyhelminthes, Trematoda, Plagiorchiida, Echinostomatidae.
AUGGGAAUUUGGUACUCACACGGUAGUUUUGGAAACAUGCUUGGCUCCCUGAUUGCUGGCGUAUUUGUAAAUGACGCUUGGGGCUGGUCUUUUAUCGUACCCGGAUUGCUGAUUCUCGGCAUGGGUUUACUGACAUUCUUGUUCCUUGUUCCAUAUCCCGAAGAGCUCGGUCUUUUUAAACCAGACGAGCGUGAAAAACUUGAGGGUGUGACGGAAUAUUCACUUUGUCUGUUCUGCACAAAACUGGUUUCCUACACAUUCUUGUUCUGGUUACCUAGCUACAUUCGGGACACGAUCGGUCUAACUGCCUCUAAUUCGGCCUAUUUGUCGACCGUGUUCGAUAUGGGAGGCAUCGUGGGUGGAAUACUGGCCGGUCAUCUGUCAGACAUAGUUUCAUCCAGUUCGACAGUCUGCUCAGUUCUUCUGGCUUUAGGUGUGCCCUCAGUGAGUGACUUGUAA